CCAUCCGGCCAGCCAAUGUGGAAGGCUCAAGGAAGGGAAUGCGGGUUCGUCCCCUCUGCCGUUUCCUUUGCCUCCUCCUCUUCUCCUCCUCCUCCCAUUGUGCUUUUGGCCCUCUGCUUCAUAGCCGCUCCCCCUACUCUGCUCUUCUCGUGCUCCUUGCCUACUUGUGCAUCCCAGGUCCCGUCCCCCUCUGCCUUGCUCUACACCAUGGUGUUCAACAGCGACUACCCUAAGUUCGACCAGGAAGCCCCUGAUGAUUUCGACCCCGCCAAGCCCUACGCCGAUCCCGUCGCCUUCUUCGAGCAGCGUGAGUUUGUGGUUCGCGAGAAGCUUAUCCAAGUCGAGAAGGCGAAGAUCCUCCGCGAAAAGCUUCGGCAGUGCUACUGGAAGGAGGGUGUCAAUCACUACCAGAAGUGUCGUCCUCUUGUCCAGAAGUAUAUGGCCUCCUGCCAGAAUAUUGGCUGGGGCAAGGAUGCCCGUCCUUCUUACUUGAAUCAUCUCUAGCUUUUCUUUUCCUCCCCCUCUCGCUCUUUCCUUUCCAGGCAAGGGCUUUCCUAGUCCUCGUCGCUCUUUGUGUGGCCCACGACUAUCCCUCCCUUCUCUUUCCGGGCUAGGGUUUUCCCACUGCUCGCGAUGGCCCUUUCUAUGGCCGGCCUUAGAUUGCAGUCACGCACCCAAGAUUAAAUAGGUUUUCAACUCGAUGUAAUUACAUCGUGUUGUGCAAUGUCCGGGUCUUUUCCAUUUCAGAACAAGGGUUUCGCUCAAGAGUUUCGUACUUGUGUGCACCAGAGUCUUUUUUUUUUUCUUUUUCUUUUUUUUCUUUUUUUCUCUCUCUCUUCGAUUUAUGGCUUGUGCAUUGCUUCCGUUUCUCAGCAUCUAUCCAUCUAAUUUUUGAAUUUCAUGUGUGCCAUCUGUACUCGCGUUUACUUUGCUACGCGUGCUUUUAUUUUGUCAGCCCACACUUGACGGUUCGUACUUUCACUUAGCUCCUCACGCACUAACAGAAAGCUAUGGUUUUCUACACAGUUGCAUUCUACCGACUUGGAUGGUUGCACCCACUUCCCUGAAUUUCAUAUCCAUUUUUUAGGUGUUACGUGCGAAGGUUGGAGAGAAUCGAAUUGCUAUUUAUUUUAGGGAUAUGUCGUAUGUAAGUGCUGGGGGAGCUCAACAUUGUAGUUUUUUUUUGUUUCUCGGUAGAAGUGAUCAGAGGGCGUGAUUUGUAAGCUGAUCGCUACAGGUGGACCAGGUUCUAAGUCGACGACUUGGCCUGCUAAGCGAUGAAGUAACUCGACGCCAUCGAAGUGUACUGAUAUGUACAGGGACCGCGUGAUGUGGCAGCUGUUAGAGGUGCAUUGCGCCAAGCGUAGGUACACGAUUCGGAGGGUACCUAGUUUUAUUUGUCGCUGUUGAUUUUAGAGAUAAUUGGUCAUGUCAUUCUAUGACAAGAGUUCAAUCAUGUGGGGUUAUGUUCAGGACUGCUUUGGUCUAUUAUGUAGUCACCUUUGUACUUUCUGUGAUAUCUUGCUUUCGUGCCGUAGACGUAAUGAGAAUUUGAUUUUGGUCUCUC
Messenger RNA from Physcomitrium patens, 1567 nucleotides. Its product is annotated as NADH dehydrogenase [ubiquinone] 1 beta subcomplex subunit 10-B. Gene Ontology annotation, cellular component: respiratory chain complex I. The record is from RefSeq and is a predicted model, not a curated record. Lineage: Eukaryota; Viridiplantae; Streptophyta; Bryopsida; Funariales; Funariaceae.